AUGCGGCUCCACAUAUCCUGUUCGAGUACUGCAGUACGCCAUCUAUGCGGUUACAUUGAGGAGAGUUACAAACAGUUCUGGCAGACACUUUGGAUCAGCAAGGGGAUCGCGAAAAGUAAGGGCGAGAGCAGCGCGUAUAUAAAGAGUAAUACUAAGACAGUGGUGGCGAGACGAGAAUCUAUGAGUUAUGAUGUAGACAACGAUUUUGUGGGAGAAAGCUUCUAUGUAGAGAAAAUGUUCUUGAUAGAACCCAAAAUUAGAGAAAAAUAUGAUAAAAACACCUGCCCCCUUUCGCAGGAGGCACACCAUCUAGAAUCAAAAGACGACGCAAGGCUACCGAUCCUGCCUGAAUCCUCCCCACUGAUCUCUCUCCGAACUCUCCAACAGCGGCUUGAAAGCGUCUUCUGUGAAUCCGCCAGUAUCCUUCGGGCUCGCCUUGACUGGCAAGACGGCAGCAUGAUAAGGCCUCUCCUCCUCCAUCGCUCCCUGUUGUCCUCCGGCGCCUACAUCCGUGGCUCCACCACCACCUGCACCCGGCCCAUUACUGUGAUUUAG
Messenger RNA from Cryptococcus amylolentus CBS 6039, 555 nucleotides. RefSeq lists its product as hypothetical. The record is from RefSeq and is a predicted model, not a curated record. NCBI's taxonomy places the organism in Eukaryota, Fungi, Basidiomycota, Tremellomycetes, Tremellales, Cryptococcaceae. Bases 1 to 555 code for a protein of 184 amino acids. The transcript has a single exon.